Cinara cedri is the source of this 5041-nucleotide messenger RNA. Lineage: Eukaryota; Metazoa; Arthropoda; Insecta; Hemiptera; Aphididae. The record is from the annotation of a GenBank genome assembly.
AACAAAGAUGCGCAUUGCCAUGUACCACUAUAAUACAAUUAUUUAACUUUAUUGUAUUUUUUACACAAAUUUAUACCUUUAAUUUUAUUUUUACGCGUACAGUAUUUUAAUAUACUUAAAUACCUUUUAUCUUUUUAUAAAUUUUAAAAUAUUACAAUAUAUCAUAACGUAUCCUGUGUUGGACUAAAAUGGUAUAAUGAACUAUGUUAAAUAUUUUAAUAGACCUUUCAUUAAUGGAAGUGAAAUAAUAAAGUGUAACCAUAUUUUAGAAUUUCAUUGUACACAAUUACGUACAAAUAAUAAUUGAAACUCUGAUGCAAUGAGUAAUCUUGAUAGAAAACCACCCAAGGUAAGUUAUUAUACAAUUUUAUUUGUUUAAUCUCAAUUUCACAAUAAAUUAUAUUUUAUUUUUUAUUAAUUUUGUUAGAAAUCAUGUCAACGAAUAACGAUGUUGUUACAUUAAUUGCUAAAUAUACUUGUAAAGCUGGAUCUAGAAAAUGAAAACAUAUAUUUGGAUUGUCGCUAAAACCUUAAAAGUAAGAAUUUAAUUACCUAAUUACACUUGUAUUUCAGAGAAUAAAAAAAUUAUAUAAGAAAGUGUCUGUCAAAGGUAUAAAUAUAGGUUAUAUUUUUUAAAUUAGGACUGAGAAGUUUUAAUGACGUACCAUAAAGAUGGGUUAAAUCUAGCUCUUUAUCUAGUAAAAAAAUAUAUAAAACAAUUACAGUUAAUAAAUUUUGCCAAGUGAAACCAUUGCUUUCUGUAUAUGCCAAAACUUUGAUUAUAAUUACCAGAAGAAAUGCAACAUCAAUGUGUCAAUUUAUUUAAAAUGGGUUACUAUUAAAUCAAAUAAAGGAUGUUGUCUCAGUCAAAAACUUUUGUUUAAAACUCAUUUAAAACAAAUAUUUUUUAUCUUUUGUAAUUUAGUUUUUGUUGAAUGGCACUUAGAUCCAAUAUACCUACCAAUCAAAGUUUUCAAAAUAAAUAUUCUGAAAUUUGCGAAAAAAUUAAGAACCUACCAAAAUGAAGAAGGGCAAUCAGGUGAACAGAAUUUUUUUCUAUAAUAGAUAAAUUAGUGUAUUUUUAAUUUUGAAAUUUGAAAGUAAUGAUGAUAUUUCUACAAUUAUCUUCAUGUUGUUUUGUUUUUAGUAUUUCCACAGCAAGCAAAUGCUUUACAUCGAUUUGGUCACCACCAACCGAAAAAAACAAAAAAUAAAUUAUUUACAUACUAUGAUUCUCAAAUGGUAAAACGUUUUAUUACAUUAAAAAACUAUUGAUUUUAGCAAUUAAUGUUGGUAAAUAAUUUUUAUCAAGAAGCUAUUCCUUAUAUUUCAUUCAAACAGUUGUUGGCAAAAAACAGGCCAAAGAUAUUUGUAUUAGAACUAUAAUUUGAAGUGGGCCUUAUUGGUAUAAAGUAAAACAUAAUUGGAGCGUCUGCUUAAUAUUUGUUUUCUUAUUCUAAAGGGAUUGAAAAUAUUGAAAUACUAAAGUAAAAGUUGUAAUUUUCCCUUCAAUUUUCGGUAACAAAGCCACUAGGUUUGAUCAAUAGAAUGAAAAAAUAGCUUGUAGUAUUUUUAGAAAAAGGUAUAAAAAAUGUAUUAUUGUAUUUUUGGUAAAUUAUCCAACAAUAAUAACAAAAUGUGCUCAUAAGCAGAAACAUAAGCAUCACAGGAUUUCAAUUAUNCAAGGUAUUUGACUGAGUCAUCUUUUCUGUUCCAUUGUAUGAUAUGGUUGUUUAUGCUAAUAUUUAUUGGAUCGUUAUAUCUUUUAAGGGUAAAUAUUUUAGCCUCGCUUUUAGUCGGAUUUAGUUUCAGCUUCCAUUUUUUGAGCCAGGAGGUAAUUUCGUUUAAUGAAGAUUGUAGUUUUUCGAUUGAUAAGUUUAAUACGCUAUCUUGGGUGAGUAUUGUUGUAUCGUCCGCAAACAUUGUCAGUUGAGAGUUAGAGGGGUUGGGUAUGUCAUGGCAGUAAAUGUUAAAUAGCGUUGGCCCCAAUACUGACCCUUGUGGGACUCCAGAUUUGAUUUUGUGUUGUAGAGAUAGGUUUGUGUCUAUUCUCACUUGGAAUGUUCUGUCUGUAAUGAAAGAUGUGAUGGUUUUUAACAGGUACAUAGGAAGAUUAAGUGCUUUCAAUUUUAUUUCAAGCCCAUGAUGCCAGACCUUAUCAAAGGCUUGUGUUAAAUCGAGAAAAACUGCUAUAGUGUAUUUUUUGUUUUCAAAACCAUGUACGAUUAUUUCUGAUGUACAUUGGAUCUGGUGGCAUGUGGAGUGCUUUGUUUUGAAGUCAAACUGGUAUUUUGGGAUUAUGUGUAAGAAUGGUUUUAUCCUAUUCAAUAAAAUUCUUUCGUAUAGCUUUUAUAGGGUUGGUAAUAGGCUUAUUGGUCUGUAACUUGUGGGAGAGUUUGCUUGUUUACCAGGUUUAUGGAUUGGGACUAUUAUGGCAUGCUUCCAUGUAAGGGGAAAGGUACCUAAACGCAUGGUUGAGUUAAAUAGAGAGGCUAGGUAUGUUAAUGCUUUUGAAGUAAGGUUUUUUAAAAUUUAGUUUGUUAUUAAGUCAUGUUUAUCUAGUCAUCAUUAGAAGAAAGAAUCCUUAAUGAAAUUUGUCAAAAUCAAUCCCGAGAAGAGUAUUGAACCACUUGGAAUUAAUAAUGGUCAAUUUAUGCCAAAGAGUAACAUUUGUAAAACAACUGGAAUUAACAUUACUAUAAUUGAGUAAGUUUUAAUUUCAUUUAUUUUUUGUAAUAAAUAUUGUUGUGAGAUAUAAAUAUUUUUUUUUUUUUUAUUAUUAUAAUUAUAAAAUGUUUCAGCACACCUAGUGCUAUAUCAACUUUUUAGUUUUUACAAUUUUGUUUGUUACAAAUUUAAAUGAUUAUAAAUUUAUUAAUGACAUAAUUAUUAAUAGUGAAAGUGAUACAAUAAUGUGUUGUAUAUAUGAAUAUAAAUAGUAAUUAUGAGGUCUAGUAUAUUAAUAAUGAUCUUUAUUUUCUAAUGAUGAUUCUUCUGUGUCUGUUAAAAGAAUGACCUGGGGAAGUCGAGGCCGCAGACGUCUAUUGAGUGUUUUUUUUCCUAUAUUGUAAUGACGAGCACUGUCUAAGUUUUUUAGUUUGGCGUGGACAUUUUUAAAUUGGGUUUUAAUCUAUGUAUUUAUCAGGGGUAUUUCCGUAUCAUUAUGGAUCUGGCAAUUUCUCAUGAACCACGGUGCUUUAAGACAUAUCCUUAAGAAUUUAUUUUGUAAAAUUUCUAUUUUAUUUAUUUUAGUUAUAGAGGCAGCAGACCAUACAGGACAGGCAUAAGUUAUCAGUGGUCUGAUUAUUGUGGUGUAGAGAAGGUGAGAAGAUUUCAUUUGGAGAGUUGAUUUUUAAUUCACUAAGGGGUAGAGAAUUCUUAUCCUGGCAUAUCCCUGAGUGAGUUUUUUGUUUAUGUGAAUAUUCCAUGUCAGUUUUUCAUCGAGGAAAACUCCAAGGUAUUUGACUGAGUCAUCUUUUCUGUUCCAUUGUAUGAUCUGGUUGUUUAUGCUAAUAUUUAUUGGAUCGUUAUAUCUUUUAAGGGUAAAUAUUUUAGCCUCGCUUUUAGUCGGAUUUAGUUUCAGCUUCCAUUUUUUGAGCCAGGAGGUAAUUUCGUUUAAUGAAGAUUGUAGUUUUUCGAUUGAUAAGUUUAAUACGCUAUCUUGGGUGAGUAUUGUUGUAUCGUCCGCAAACAUUGUCAGUUGAGAGUUAGAGGGGUUGGGUAUGUCAUGGCAGUAAAUGUUAAAUAGCGUUGGCCCCAAUACUGACCCUUGUGGGACUCCAGAUUUGAUUUUGUGUUGUAGAGAUAGGUUUGUGUCUAUUCUCACUUGGAAUGUUCUGUCUGUAAUGAAAGAUGUGAUGGUUUUUAACAGGUACAUAGGAAGAUUAAGUGCUUUCAAUUUUAUUUCAAGCCCAUGAUGCCAGACCUUAUCAAAGGCUUGUGUUAAAUCGAGAAAAACUGCUAUAGUGUAUUUUUUGUUUUCAAAACCAUGUACGAUUAUUUCUGAUAUACGUUGGAUCUGGUGGCAUGUGGAGUGCUGUUUUUUGAAGCCAAACUGGUANAGGGUUGGUAAUAGGCUUAUUGGUCUGUAACUUGUGGGAGAGUUUGCUUGUUUACCAGGUUUAUGGAUUGGGACUAUUAUGGCAUGCUUCCAUGUAAGGGGAAAGGUACCUAAACGCAUGGUUGAGUUAAAUAGAGAGGCUAGGUAUGUUAAUGCUUUUGAAGUAAGGUUUUUUAAAAUUUAGUUUGUUAUUAAGUCAUGUUUAUCUAGUCAUCAUUAGAAGAAAGAAUCCUUAAUGAAAUUUGUCAAAAUCAAUCCCGAGAAGAGUAUUGAACCACUUGGAAUUAAUAAUGGUCAAUUUAUGCCAAAGAGUAACAUUUGUAAAACAACUGGAAUUAACAUUACUAUAAUUGAGUAAGUUUUAAUUUCAUUUAUUUUUUGUAAUAAAUGUUGUGAGAUAUAAAUAUAAAAUCAUUAUUAUUUUUUAUUUUUAGGUGUGAUAAAUACAGUAAAAAUUUCCAUUCUAGUUGCCUUGACCUUCCAGUGAUAAAAAUCUCAAGAAGUACGUGGUUAUUCUUAGCACUGUGCUGAAUGUAAUCCAAAGGUACAUCAAUUAUUACUUUAGGUCUAGAAUGUAUAUUUCAUCAUCAUAGAAUCUUUUAAGAUUCUAUCAUUUGCUUAUAAACAAAUGGUUAUUUAAUUGAAAUUGUGUUACCAAAAAUUUUAAUUCUCGGUACAAUACCUUAGUCUUUAAAUUUUGAGCAGAGAAAAGAGAAGCAUGCUGUAAAUAAUUGCUGUUUUAUUAAUACAUUUCUUAUUGAGAAUUCUUUCUUUGGAAAAUAAAAAAUUGAUGCAUUUUUCAAUUGAAAACGAUAAAAUAUUGUUUCAGAAAUGGUGCCACACUCUAUAUAUCAGACCAAAAUUUCUUUUCAAAAUAAUUUGUUUAAAGACAAACAAGAAAAAUACACAUAAUAUAGUAAAACCAAAUGACCUCUUACUAUGCUUCUAAAAAACAAACAUAUUUAUAUGCCUUAUUUCACC